Tarenaya hassleriana is the source of this 723-nucleotide messenger RNA. RefSeq names its product dihomomethionine N-hydroxylase-like. NCBI's taxonomy places the organism in Eukaryota, Viridiplantae, Streptophyta, Magnoliopsida, Brassicales, Cleomaceae. The coding region runs from base 1 to 723 and encodes 240 amino acids. The record is from RefSeq and is a predicted model, not a curated record. Gene Ontology annotation, molecular function: monooxygenase activity; iron ion binding; heme binding. The transcript has 4 exons.
AUGAUAGAAUCAAAUUUCGAAGGGAAGCCAUUGCUUACACCUCAAGAAAUCAAAGGUGAAUGCAAGGAUGUUUGUGUCGCAUCGUUGGAUAAUCCGGCAAAUAAUGUGGAAUGGACACUUGCCGAGAUGUUAAAUCGACCUGAGACUCUUAAAAGGGCUGUGGACGAACUCGACAGAGCAGUCGGAAAAGACAGACUUGUGCAAGAAAGUGACAUACCGAAUCUCAACUACAUAAAAGCUUGUUGCAGAGAGUCUUACCGACUUCAUACCGUUGCUCCAUUUUUACCCCCUCAUGUAGCUACUGAGGACACGUCCCUCGGGGGAUAUUUGGUCCCAAAAGGUAGUCAUGUGCUGGUGAAUAGGAUCCUGUUGGGUCGGAACCCUAAGAUUUGGGAGGAUCCGGAGGUCUUCAAGCCAGAGCGCCACCUCAAUGGGGACGGUUGCUCGGAGAAGGUGAGUCUGAUGGAGGCGGAGAUGCGGUUCGUGACGUUUGGUACAGGUCGUCGUGGUUGCAUAGGUGCUAAGGUUGGGACAUACAUGACAGUGAUGUUGUUGGCUAGGCUUCUCCAGGGGUUCACUUGGAAGCUCCCUCCGAGUUCGGGGUCGAGUCCAGGUCGAAUCGAGCUCGUGGAGUCGCCAACCAGUCUGCUGAUGGCUAAAUCUCUAGUUCUAUCCGUGGAACCGAGGUUAGCUCCGCAUAUGUACCCGCAAUUUCGCAACUGA